Hippoglossus stenolepis (Pacific halibut) is the source of this 2901-nucleotide messenger RNA. Its product is annotated as gastrula zinc finger protein XlCGF57.1. Bases 123 to 1883 code for a protein of 586 amino acids. Gene Ontology annotation, molecular function: DNA-binding transcription factor activity; RNA polymerase II cis-regulatory region sequence-specific DNA binding. Gene Ontology annotation, biological process: regulation of transcription by RNA polymerase II. The record is from RefSeq and is a predicted model, not a curated record. Lineage: Eukaryota; Metazoa; Chordata; Actinopteri; Pleuronectiformes; Pleuronectidae. The transcript has 2 exons.
UUGGCAACACUGAGCCAGCCGCAAGUGGCCACAGCUUCUUUUUGCACUUCCGCAUUGGCCUCAUCGCUCAGCCCGGGUUGUUGCCGCUUGUUCGAGACUCAAAGUGCGCAGAAAGGAGGACAAUGUGCGCCGUGCAGCUGCUGCGGGUGUCGGUACAUGAGCGGAUCAGCGCUGCCGCUGAAGACUUUCUGCUGCAGGUGGAGAAAGGGGAAGAAACGGCUCAAGUCCCGGCGCUGAGAGCGCUGCUCACCGAGCGGCUAACGGCGGCGGCGAAGGAGAUCGCCGCUGUGUUUGAGGAAACCGUGGCGGAGUACGAAGACAGACUGGAGCGGUCAGAGCGGGAGAUCUGCCGCCAGAGGAGGCUGCUCGAUGCCGUGAUGAAGCCCGAAAUAAGGCUGCACAGAGUAGACUUCCUGCAACUGGUGGUGAGUAAAGAAGAGGUUCCCCCUGAGCAGCAGCAGUGGAGCCCUCUUGCGGACCAGGAGGACCCAGAGCCCUCCCACAUUAAAGAGGAACAGGAGGAACCUUGGACCAAUCAGGAGGGAGAGCAGCUUCAACAACUGGAGGAGGCUGAUAUCAAGUUCACAUUGACUCCUUUUGCUGUGAAGAGUGAAGAAGACGAAGAGAAACCUCAGUCGUCACAGCUUCAUCAGAGUCAGAAUGAGGAGAACAGAGCGGACGGUGGAAAACCAGAACCAGCCAGGAACUCAGGUCCUGAUGGAUUUUUACAACCAGGUUCUGAGGACAAGACCGAAGACUCUUCUGGGACUGAAGACAGUGAAGAUGAUUGGAUGAAGACCAGGGAGCCUCAGCCUCAUAUAAGAAACAACAAACAGCCAUUAAGUGAUAUGAGAUGUAAAACUGAUAAGAAACCAUUUAAUUGCUCUGAGUGUGGUAAAAGUUUUAGACUAAAGGACCAGCUGAGAAUACACUUGACAAUUCAUACAGGAGAGAGACCAUUUAGUUGCUCUGAGUGUGGCAAAAGAUUUAUACGUAAGAACCAGCUGAAUGUACAUAUGAGGAUUCAUACAGGAGAGAAACCCUUUAGUUGCACUCAGUGUGCAGAAAGAUUUAGACAUUGGGACCAGCUGAAUGUACAUAUGAGGAUUCAUACCGGAGAGAAACCAUUUAAUUGUUCUGAGUGUGGUAAAAUAUUUACACAUAAAGCCAAGGUAAAUACACACAUGAAAGUUCAUACAGGAGAGAAACCAUUUAGUUGCACUCAGUGUGAAAAAAAAUUUAGCCGUUCGGCUAAUUUAAAGACACACUUGAGAAUGCAUACAGGAGAGAAACCAUUUUGUUGCCCUGAGUGUGGUAAAAGAUUUAGACAAUUGGGUGAUUUAAAGACGCACUUUAGAGUACAUACGGGAGAGAAACCCUUUAGUUGCUCUCAGUGUGAUAAAGCAUUUAAACAAAAAUCAGAGUUAAAUUCACACAUGGCAGUUCAUACUGGAGAGAAACCAUUUAGUUGUUCUGAGUGUGAUAAAGCAUUUAAACAUAAAGCCGAGGUAAACUCACACAUGAAAGUUCAUACAGGAGAGAAACCAUUUAGUUGCACUCAGUGUGAUAAAAAAUUUAGCCAUUCGGCUAAUUUAAAGACACACUUGACAAUGCAUACAGGAGAGAAGCCAUUUUGUUGCCCUGAGUGUGGUAAAAGAUUUAGACAAUCGGGUGAUUUAAAGACGCACUUGAGAGUACAUACAGGAGAGAAACCAUUUAGUUGCGCUCAGUGUGAUAAAAAAUUUAGCCAUUCGGCUAAUUUAAGGACACACUUGACAAUGCAUACAGGAGAGAAACCAUUUUGUUGCUCUCAGUGUGGUAAAAGAUUUCGCCAAAAGUCCACUUUAACGAGACAUAUGAGGAAUCAUAGAGGAGAGCAGUGAUUCAGUUGCAUUGUUUGCAACAAAAGAUUUAUUAGGAUUGAUCAGCAGCUAUUCAUAUUAUACAUAUUCAUAGUUCACUGUUGUAAAUAGAGAAUUAAGAGUCCCUCCUUCACCUGUUUUAAUCAGUUUAACAGUUUUUGAAACGCAGCAUUGCACACGCACACAGGCCCCGCCCCAGACCCAUUAGAGAGGAGAACUUGUUGAUGUGAACGAGGCGGUAAAUGUCAACUGGAAGCAACUCAAGUGUGAAUACAGGGUUUCGGACUAAUGAUAAAUUAUUAGCGCUGCUGUUUCAGGAUCAGAACAGACGCAGCGGUUGGUUUGUAUCGUGUCAGAGUCUGAGUGUCGUCCUCCACACUCACUGACCUGAGCUCACUUUACUUUUUCACUAUCAACACCAACACUCAUCACAAGUUAUUAGAACCUGAACAGCACUGAACUUUACUUUGUUUGUUUGAUUCACUCCAGAGUUUAAGAGAGACACACACACCCACUAACCUAAUACAAUAGAAACCUAAAAGUUCAUCUAAAUCAUAACCAUUCACUUUACUGAGCUGGUUAAAUAUAUUCUGGGCCAAAUGUUUCAAAUUUAUUCAAGACCAAGUUUUAUUAACAGAGUCUGUUUUAGUUGUGGUUUAUUUUAUUCAUCAAGGAUAUUCUACUAUUUCUAAUUCUAAUGUCAGAAUAUUCAAGGCUGCUUGUGUUAGUAUAAGGGUCCAUGGAGAUGCUGCUGAGAGAUUUUUAAAUUACAGGGAUGCACAAGAAAUCACAAAACUUUACGCAGGUGAAAGGUGUAAACUGUGAAACAACACAUUCAGAUGUGAAGGUGAGAAAUUUGCUGUAUUUUGUAUAUAUAUAGAACUGUUUUGUGCAACAAUUUUGUUUAAUGUGUGCAUAUGAUGUGAAUGUUUGGCUAUACACAGAUUUAAAUAAAAAUAUCAGUAAAUAUCAGAAGAAAAUGAAAAAAUAGAUGUGGAACUGCAUAAUAAAUAAUAAAUCACGGAUGUUGAAAAAUAAA